This is a messenger RNA of Aspergillus clavatus NRRL 1, 1455 nucleotides long. Its product is annotated as transcription initiation factor TFIID subunit 7 family protein. Gene Ontology annotation, biological process: transcription initiation at RNA polymerase II promoter; RNA polymerase II preinitiation complex assembly. Gene Ontology annotation, molecular function: RNA polymerase II general transcription initiation factor activity. The transcript has a single exon. NCBI's taxonomy places the organism in Eukaryota, Fungi, Ascomycota, Eurotiomycetes, Eurotiales, Aspergillaceae. Gene Ontology annotation, cellular component: transcription factor TFIID complex. The record is from RefSeq and is a predicted model, not a curated record. The coding region runs from base 1 to 1455 and encodes 484 amino acids.
AUGUCUGACGCUCCUCGCCCAUCUCUCAAGCUCACUUUGGGCAAGAAGAAAGCGCCUGAGACGUCUUCGCAGCCACCAGCUCAGCCUCCUCCUCCCUCGUCCGAGACUCCUCAGCGCAAGAUCACACUUAAGAUUGCGCGAAAACCUCAGCCCGCUGAAGAAGAGGAGAAGGCCAAAAAGAAGAGGCCAUCGAAAAAGCGACCCGCGGAAGGGCUCCAUGAACCCGCUGCAGUAGAACCAUCGGUCAAGCCAGCAGGACCGAAACGACUGAAGCUAAACCCUUCCAAAAAACCAGGAGUACAGUCCAUCCGGAUUAAAAACAAAGGCCUCGUCCCCAACCGACCCGUCGGCGUCGGCUACGACUCCGAAGCUUCGGAUACGGAAAUCGAUCCCUGUAUCGAAGAACAAUUCAUCUUACGCAUGCUCCCUGGGGAAGACUGCGAAUAUCUACGCCAGGCGAUCACUGAACGGCGCUUCGACCGGUCAGAAUUCUCAUUCAAACCACUUACCCGCGAGGGCCGGCGCGCCAUUCUUCGUGUGCGAGAUAAGCAGUAUGCGGCAACACUUGUGGACCUACCAUGUAUCAUCGAGGGCAUGAAGAGUUGGGAUCGACGCGGGUGGUAUAAAUCUGCAGAUAUCUGUCAAAUGCUUCUGGUUCUUGGACCCGUGGCGAAUGAUGCGGAAGCUAUGAACUACCCUCUUCCGUCUGAUGUCAAUCUUUUGGACGACAAAACCUUGCAGUAUCCGCAUGGUCUUACUCCUCCCUUGCGCUAUGUGAGGAAGCGACGAUUUCGGGAAAGGCUCAGAACGCGAACGAUCGAGCAAGUAGAAAAAGCGGUAGAGGACCUGAUUGCGCAAGAUGAAGCCGCUCUUGCCUCUCGCUACGAGUUGCUAGACAGAGCAUCUUUGAAUCGGGCAGAGGGUCUGGUCCAAAGUGGGGAGUACUACGAGGAUUAUGAUGAGUACGACGAUGAGCAGGACGCAGAAGGCGAGUUGGACGAGGGCAUGGAAGACAUUGCAGGCGACCAUGAAGGCCUCGAUCCCCUCCUAGAAGAUCUGGAAGCUGCUCUGCGUGGGGACGAGGCACCACCAGCGAUGGCACCUCCGUCUGAUACUGGACUGGCGCAUCUUUAUCAAGCCGGAACGCCAAUGGCCACUAAACCGUCUACACCUGCAGCGGAUACAUCGGGCGAUGAGAGUGAGUCUGAUGCUGAUGAGGCAGAUGUGCCCGAAGAAGAACUCGAUGAAGAGCAACUCGAGCAACAGCGGCAGGUGCAACAGCAUCGUGAAGAAAUCGCUGAGCUUGAGGCCCUCAUUCGUGCUGAGACUGUCAAAUGGGAGAAGAUGCAGAACGCCAUUUUGAAGCACAAGCUUGCCAAGCGUAUUCAAGAUCUCAAGAGGGACUUGUCAUUGAAAAAGGUCUCUGUCGGUGAAGGUGGCGAUGCCGAUACUUGA